AUGGACUUUGAAUGGGCACCAUCUAAACUGCGUCUCAGUAUUCCAUUGAUGUGGAAUAUCUUGCAAUUCAACGUCUCAGACUUGUCCUCCAGACCAGACACCUUGCUACAUUCGUCUCUUGCAACCACAGACCCCACAAAAUCAGACGAAUACUCAACUCUCGAAAUAAAUGUUGCCCUGUCCCCACCAGAGAUCACGAUAGACCCAUCUGCAGGACAAAAUGCGUACCUCCCUCCUUUUCUGACCACCAUCUCCUCGAACCCAACUUCCCCCAAAGAUACAACGGUUAGGGAUAUCGUGGUGCCCUCAACAGAUAGUCUGAUGUUCAACGUCCCCUGGCUUUGGACUGGGGAGUCUCAAUUCUCCGAUAUGGAAUCCGCGAGCAAUUUCGAUCCCGAAACAGCUGUUGGCAAUAUCGAAGGGUUUUCUACAUGGUGGGAUUUUGGGAACUUGUAG
This is a messenger RNA of Penicillium atrosanguineum, 456 nucleotides long. RefSeq names its product chaperonin Cpn10. NCBI's taxonomy places the organism in Eukaryota, Fungi, Ascomycota, Eurotiomycetes, Eurotiales, Aspergillaceae. The record is from RefSeq and is a predicted model, not a curated record. The coding region runs from base 1 to 456 and encodes 151 amino acids. The transcript has a single exon.